This is a messenger RNA of Bursaphelenchus okinawaensis, 561 nucleotides long. The record is from the annotation of a GenBank genome assembly. NCBI's taxonomy places the organism in Eukaryota, Metazoa, Nematoda, Chromadorea, Rhabditida, Aphelenchoididae.
AUGGCGGAAAACGAUCAAAAACUAGAAGGAUUAGAUCAAAAUAGUAUUGAAUCUGGUCUUAAUGGAACCGAAAAUGCCCUAGAGGCGGUAGAAGAUCAAAAUAAUGUCGAAAUGUUACCUAAAAACGACCGAAAAGACGAAAAAUCAGCGGAAAACGGCCAAAAAUCUCUCCAAAAACGACAAAUCAUCCUCCCAACCUUACCAACGCUACCUCCUUUAUUUACCACAACUCCAAGACCAUUACUUGCACCAAUCCCAACCUUAUGGCCAAACUUUCCAACUCUAUUCCCAACUCCAACCCCAGCACCAACUUUGCCCCCAUUACCUACAACACAACCUACACUCUUCCCUCUGCCUGCAAUACCAGUGAUUACUGUCUUCCCCAAUCAACCAACAUUAUUCACGCUUUUUCCAACCCCAACAACACCGUUACCAACUUUGCCGACCGUUCUACCGGUCUUGACAACCCCGAGACCAACUUUGUUUCCACCGCUUCCAACUCUGUUACCUACUUUACCACCUGGAAUACCCACUAUUUUGCCUGGAAUUGCUAUUGGAUAA